This is a messenger RNA of Ooceraea biroi (clonal raider ant), 5061 nucleotides long. RefSeq names its product protein PXR1. NCBI's taxonomy places the organism in Eukaryota, Metazoa, Arthropoda, Insecta, Hymenoptera, Formicidae. The record is from RefSeq and is a predicted model, not a curated record.
GGGCGCAGAUACGGUACGGUUCCACGAGGGCGCGCAGUGCUUGCCGCGUCGCUGGCAGGGUCGUUCGCGCGUCGUGUCGUAUCGGCGUCUGGUUCAUCGCUGCUGCUGUCGUCGUCGUCGUCAUCGCCGUCUGUACAUCGUCUCCCACGCGUCUCUAAAUACAGAAAGGUAGAAGGAGUGUCGGGGGCUGCCACGAGCACGCACGUCACCCGUGAAUCACGUCGCACGCUGCCAUGGAUCACGUCGGCUUGCUGCUACAGCACUCGCAAUACGUGUACGCGAUUCCCGUGGGCAUCGUGGUGAUCCUCGCCGUUCUCGUGUUCGCCUGCGGCUUCAAGCAGGCCGAACAGCCGCCGUUCGCCCAGCUCUCCGCGGUUUCCGACGUGGACCGGAAGCUAGCCAAGAAGCGCGGCAAGAUCCGUGAGAAGAAAGCUACUAAUGGACAAGUCAAUUCUGAGAAAACAAGUCCAGUUAAGAAGACAUUAGCUGCGAAAACAGAAGCAUCAAAGAAAACCAAUGCAAAAGGGGAUGACGUUGACGGCAAGUUGAAGGAGAAUAAGCAGGAUGACAAGGCUGCUGUGACCAAAAAGGAAAAGGAGCAAUCCUCGACUAAGACUAGUAAAGAGAACAAGAUGGAACAGGUGAAGAACAAGAAAAAUUUAAAGAAUUUGUACCAAGAAAAGCCAGUGGACUUUGAUGAUGGAGACUGGGAACAAGCUUAUUCACGCAAGGAUAAGAAGAACAAGAAGAAGGAAGAAGAAUCCCCUUCGAAGAAGAAUAAAAAAGCACCUAAGAAGGCUGAUCUGAUUAACGAAGCCAAGCAGAAGGAACAAGAGAAGCCUGAAAUCAUCAAAGAUAAGACCGCCAAAGAAACGGAAAAUAAGGAGCUGAAGGAAAAAGAGAAGAAAGAGGUGAUCCUCGCGCCUCUCUCCAAUGAGGAGGUAGAUGAAGCAAAGGAAGCGCAGAAAGAACAAAACAAGGAGAAACUCGAGAAAGUCGAGAAGGAGGAGAAAAAAUCAAAGUCGAAGAAGAACAAGAAACCUUCUGAAAGUGAGAACACGCCCGCUUCGGUGCCUUCUACACCAAAGUCGGAUAACAAGCCCGUCGCGGCAGAACCGCAGAAAGAAGCAGCUAAAGAAGUGGAGAAGGCGGCUAACAAUAACGCGGAGGAAAAUAAAAUAGAGGAGACUAAAGAAGAGAAGGCCGCUGUGUUCGACGAGUUAGGAGACGUCUGGACAGAAGCGAAGCCCCAGAAGAAGAGUAAAAAAAAGGCUCGCAGGGAUAACUGAGGAUGAUUACGCGUAACGCUAGCGCUGUUGUCCCUCGCGGACGGGAAUAGAGUGAGAAUCCUCGAAUCCGAGGUCCGAAGGAUGUUUGUCGCUCUCGACGAAUCAGGUGUGUUUCAAGUGACUUACUGAUCGCGACCGCCUGACCAAAUCGUUCCUUUCCCUUGUACAUAAUACCAGUUGUACUAGGUUGUUCAAUUGAUUACGAUUCCUUAGCUACGACUUGAGAAUCGACGUGAGAGCGGUGCAUAUAGAACGAAGAAUUUUGUAUGUCUUUCCUCGUAUCUCUCGGUCUGUUACUUUGCAUUUAACGAGAGUGGCGUAAGUCGUAGCUCUCGCGCUACUAGACGAUUCUUGUACGCAUAUUGGGUUUCUUAUUAGGUACGUUUAUGGAUGUCUAUAAAAUAGUGCGUUAUUUCAUUUAUGUAUGUAAAAGAUACUACGUAGAGUGGAUUUGCAUCGCAAAGUUCUUCAACGACUAGGAAUGGUACUUAUGCCAUUUAUAUCCCUUUCGUCGCGUGAUCUUACGAAGGCUACUCUGUACAGUCAUAUUAUUCCUAUAUUAAGGUGAAACAACAGUCGUGUACGCAUUGUCAUCUCGUUGUUACUUAAAUGCCGGUUCCAAUCUCAUUGAUACGUCUCAUAUUACAUUGUAUGCGUGUCGAACGGUUUAAAAAACAUAUAGAAAGUACGUGUCGUGCAUAUUUCACCAUGAUGUUUAUAAUGCGAGUUAUGGGGACAAUCUUUUGAAAAGCGGUAGACUCAUUGCUGAUAUAUCGAGCCGAUGAAAUAAUAUAUCAUAUUUUUCUACGUAAUUAGCCGUUAGUUAGACAAAUUAUUUUCCGCCUCUGAGGAAUUUCUCUUACAGCAAUUAACAUAUUCUUAUACGUUUGAGAUGUGUCAGUAAUAUGAGUUUCGUGGAGCGUCAUAGAAAAAUAUCGCAUAGAUAGAAUGGCGGUGGCGAUAGAAGAUUAUAUCUGUGUGGUAACACGGACAAUGAAUGAUCUAUGCUGAUGCGUGAUGUCUGCAAUAGACACACACACAUGUACAUAUAUAAAUGUUGAAACUGACAGAUGAAAGCUGUAUGUUAUCUUGCGAUGAUUCACAGAUAAUGAUCUGUUAAUUAAUUGAUGUGUGUCAUUUCACAUUUCUGAAAACUUAACGAGGACCCCUCGGGCGAAAGAAAAUUUAUUUGAGAGAAAGCAAGUAGAUAUAAUAUUUUUGCAACGUAUAGGUGUGUACAUAUGUAUACUGUUACGAAUAGCGUUAGAAAGAGACACUGAUUUCUCGAAUUAAGAUUUUAAUAACGAGAAAAAUGUAUAUUUUUAUUUUUAUUAUAUACAAUAUUUUCAUCACAUAUAAAAACUGACAAUUUUAUUUGUUUAAGCAUUUUGCAAUGCUGAUAUGCAUAUUGCUUUCGUACACCUUUGACCAUGCCUUUACCACAAUUUAAUUAAGACACUGGAAACGCUGUGGUAAUAUCACAGCUAUGGUAAUCAUAAUUAACAAUAGAUGAUUUCAUCUUUUGUUUUUUUUUGCGAAAGAAGUGUAAAGACAGGAGAAAACGGGAACGAUUAGAAUGAUAUUUUUAUAUUGACUGACUUUUGCAUCCUGUUGUAUCAGGUGUUUCUUUACACAACUCUUUUAGAUGUUCUAUCAAACGUAGACAUUUUGCAUAAUUGAGUAAUAUCAAUCAAGUCGAUCAGAACUAUCAUUUCAUCAAAACUAAUGUUUUCAUCCAGCCAUUCAUCUCACAUCAUAAAGAUAGAUGAUAGUUAAUUCUUUUAAUAAUGCGCUAAAAAGUGAAAGGACUUUAUGUAUCUUACAUAUUUUAUUAAUAUUGCCCAUUAGAGCGCCGUUAUCCCGUAUCGCUAUCAAGUGCUAAGCUCUGAUGAGAUUAGCGCUGCGUAAGAGUGUUAUGCAUUGGGGAUAUGAGAGAGAGCUGAUCGAGAUUACAUUUCUCUCAGAAUGUUCUAGCUUAUAUUUUACUAGAAAAUGUGUGUGUGAGAAAUGACAUUAUAUAAAUAUACAUAUUAUAUAUAUACACAUAAAAGAAAAGAUUAUAUAUUCGCAAGAGUGACUUGACAUAAAUGAAGGUUGCUAUCGUUGCUAUAGGAUAUACUUUACAACCACGUUUAUUCUAAAUGAUUUACGAAUCAAGAGCUAUCCAUUAACGCGUAAAAUUAUUAUAACGAUAGUUUUAAGAGGAAGAACGCGCGCGAAUGAGAGAGAGAGAGAGAGAGAGAGAGAGAGAGAGAGAGUGAGGAUGUAUAAUUAUAUAUAAGUUGUGAGCAUUGUUUGAAUGCUGCGAGCUAACGUUCAAUCAUUCAUACGUUUCUACGUGUGGAAGAGAGAAAUCUUGGAGAGAAGUAUCUAUUCCGUUCGGAUAUGGCCGUUCGUAUUUUGUACAUGCUCUGGAUAUUGAUGUAUUCUUUAUAUAAGUAUGCAUACAUGCACAUUACGAUGAUUGUUAUAUAUAUAUAUAUAUAUAUAUAUAUAUAUAUUAUAAGGCUCUGACAUUACGUGCAAAUCCGGGAAGAUGUCAGAUUAUAGUUAUAUAGAAUUACAAAAGGGCGAAAAAGAGGGGGAAAAAAAUAGAAGUCAUUCAUUCAGUUUAAAUUAUACAUCCAUCGGAACGAAAUUCAAAGAACGAUUGUUACGCGCAAAUCGAGUCACUCGCGUCAGCUGUAUGCGUACUGUGCCAAAAAGUAUCGUCUCUCUUUUAAAUCAGCUUCGAAUCUAAACUUCGUAAUGUAUAAACCAAGUGAUGCUAUAUUGUAUGUUCUACUACAUUACGGCCACUCCGUACGUUCAUGUCUUUCAUCGAUGCCUGCAAGGCACGCGAAUUUUCUCUCACAUCGUAUUACGCAUCGUCUAUCCUUUUACGACAUUACGAUUACUUCCCCAUGGGAAUUCAAUGUUAAUUCCGUCGUCGGUUAGUCAGCGUCAAUGCGAUUACCUGAAUAGCUAAUUUAGUGUACGCGAUAGAGCCAAAUUUUUUCUACCUUCUGUGAAAUCGUUUCCUUUGAUUUGUGUCCCUGUGCAUUGCAGGGCGACGGGACGGGUGUACGCGAUUGUCGUACACAGCAAAGAGUGAUAGGUAAGAAUAUCAUGAGCAGUGUCGAAUCCAUUGAAAUGUAAAACUGAGAAAUAGCAUUAAAAAAAUAGCCACUUAAAUAGAAUAUUAACGAUAAUAGUACGGUUAUUUAUCGUAUUUCUUUUGGCAUUUAAUUUAAUUUACAUUGCAAUCUGUAGCCGAAAUAAGUGCGAGUCAAAUUUUGAUUUGACGCUAGUGAAAAUUUUCCUUAAACAAAACAGUAAGACUCGCAUAGAGCUUCGAGAGUGACUCGACACUGUUCGUAAUGAUCCAGCUGUUAGUUUAAUGAGCUAGUUAACGGAGUACUUAACGCUUAUGCGAGGAGAAAAUGAAGAGAAAAGGAGCGUGGAAACGGCUUUCGAAUUGCACGCUGACGAGAUAAUGUAUUAGGGAGAUUAGCAUAUUUUUCUAAGUACUGUUUCGAGUAGAGACUAACAUUGUCCACGUGGCAUGGUAUACGCAGGCAUACGGAGUACAGCCGAACUUGUGCGGAUCAUGCAUCAUGUAUUCCAACUACCACGUGUACCUAUUUCACGUGUAUUAGAUGUAAACGGCCGCGCCUUGUAAGAUUCUGCUGAAGAUACGCGGUACCGAAGCUGGGGCAGGAACUGUUUUUCCUGUUGCGAAAUCGGCGGAGAUCUUCGAGCAAGAAUCGACUGAACGAGGACUGAGCAGAGA